This is a messenger RNA of Lycium ferocissimum, 1308 nucleotides long. RefSeq lists its product as uncharacterized. NCBI's taxonomy places the organism in Eukaryota, Viridiplantae, Streptophyta, Magnoliopsida, Solanales, Solanaceae. The coding region runs from base 1 to 1308 and encodes 435 amino acids. Gene Ontology annotation, biological process: DNA integration. The record is from RefSeq and is a predicted model, not a curated record. The transcript has 2 exons. Gene Ontology annotation, molecular function: RNA-DNA hybrid ribonuclease activity; nucleic acid binding.
AUGAACAUACAAGAAUUAUUGGUUAUAGGUGAUUCUGACUUACUGAUUCAUCAAGUACAAGGCGAGUGGACCACUAAGAACGUGAAGAUACUUCCGUACCUGCAUUGUGUGAAAGAUUUGUGUAAGAGAUUUAUCAAGGUGGAAUUCAAGCAUGUCCCAAGGGCUCAAAAUGAGUUUGCUGAUGCUUUGGCAACCUUAUCCUCUAUGAUUCAGGACCCGGACAAGAGUUACAUAGAUCCUAUCAAGGUGAAUGUGCACGAUCAGCAAGCCUAUUGUUUCCAUGUAGAUGAAGAACCUGAUGGAGAACCUUGGUACUAUGACAUUAAGAAGUAUCUCAAGGCAGGAGACUAUCCAGAAGGCAUAACCAGUGUUCAGAAGAGAACACUUCGAAGAUUAGCAAACCACUUUUUCCUAAAUGGAGAAAUCCUUUAUAGGAGGACUCCAGAUUUAGGAUUGCUAAGGUGUGUUGAUGCCAAAGAAGCGGUCAAGUUGAUUGAAGAAGUGCAUGGCGGUACAUGUGGGCCUCACAUGAAUGGUUUUACUCUGGCUAAGAAAAUUCUACGAGCUGGCUAUUUCUGGAUGACUAUGGAAACAGACUGCAUUCGUUUUGUGCAAAAGUGUCACCAAUGUCAGAUUCAUGGUGAUUUGAUUCGCGUCCCACCAAAUGAAUUAAAUGUGACGAGUUCUCCUUGGCCGUUUGUAGAAGCAUCUUCGCACAAGUCAGUGACGAAGAAGGUGGUGGUAGAAUUUGUUCGCAAUAACAUCAUUUGUCGAUUCGGAAUCCCCGAGUCAAUUAUAACAGAUAAUGGAGCUAAUCUCAAUAGUGAUCUGAUGAGGGAGAUUUGUGAAACAUUUAAGAUUAUCCACCGUAAUUCCACCCCUUAUCGACCUCAGAUGAAUGGAGCAGUUGAAGCAGCCAAUAAAAACAUCAAGAGAAUAUUGCGGAAGAUGAUUGAUAAUUACAGACAAUGGCACAAAAAAUUGCCAUUGGCCCUUCUCGAUUAUCGCACCACUGUUAGGACCUCAACUGGGGCAACACCUUAUCUUUUGGUCUAUGGAACAGAGGUUGUGUUACCUGCAGAGGUAGAGAUACCAUCGUUAAGGAUUAUCCAAGAAGCUGAGUUAAGUGAUGCCAAGUGGGUACAAAAUCGAUAUGAACAAUUGAUGCUCAUUGACGAAAAGAGGAUGAAUGCAGUUUGUCAUAGACAACUUUAUCAGAACAGAAUGGCCAAAGAUUUCAACAAGAAGGUAAGACCAAGACAAUUCAAACCGGGGCAAUUGGUGUUGAAGCGUAUAUUCCCACAUUAA